AUGUUGAGAGCUACAAGAAUAAGUCGUGCUAUUAAACCAACCACCACCAGCCAAUUCAUAAAAUCAUUUACUACAUUUCCCCAAUUAAGAAAUGCCAAUGAUAUUCCACCAGCACCAUAUGUUCCAAAAGAUAAACGUAAUGCUUUGGGUCGUCAACCUCAAAGAUAUUCUGAUUUUACCACCAAACAUUUUUUUACUGAAGUUUUUGAUGAAGUUGAUAUGAUUUAUCGUAAUGAUGAUGAUCCAACUAAAGUUGCAAAACAAAAUACUAAAAUUCGUCAUUUUACUAUAAAUUUUGGACCUCAACAUCCUGCUGCUCAUGGUGUUUUGAGAUUGAUUUUAGAAUUACAUGGUGAAGAAUUAGUUAGAUCUGAUCCUCAUGUUGGUUUAUUACAUAGAGGAACUGAAAAAUUAAUUGAAUCAAAAACUUAUAUGCAAGCAUUACCAUAUUUUGAUAGAUUGGAUUAUGUUUCUAUGAUGACUAAUGAACAAGUAUUUGCUUUAGCAGUUGAAAAAUUAUUAAAUGUUGAAAUUCCAAUUAGAGCAAAAUAUAUUCGUACUUUAUUUGGAGAAAUUACCAGAGUUUUAAAUCAUUGUAUGUCAGUUUUAACUCAUAUUAUGGAUGUUGGUGGAUUAACUCCAUUCCUUUGGGGGUUUGAAGAACGUGAAAAAUUAAUGGAAUUUUAUGAACGUGUUUCAGGAGCAAGAUUACAUGCUGCUUAUGUUAGACCGGGUGGUGUAUCUCAAGAUUUACCUGCUGGGUUAUUAGAUGAUAUUUAUAUGUGGGCAACUCAAUUUGGGGAUAGAAUUGAUGAAGUUGAAGAAUUAUGUACUGAUAAUCGUGUUUGGAAAGAUAGAACUAUUGAUGUUGGGAUUGUUUCUGCUGAAGAUGCAUUAAAUUAUUCUCUUUCUGGAGUUAUGUUAAGAGGUUCCGGUGUUCCAUUUGAUAUUCGUAAAUCUCAACCUUAUGAUGCUUAUGAUUUAGUUGAUUUCGAUGUUGCAGUGGGAUUGAAUGGUGAUUGUUAUGAUCGUUAUUUAAUUAGAAUGGUUGAAUUUAGACAAUCAUUAAGAAUUAUUCAUCAAUGUAUUAAUGAUAUUCCUGAAGGUCCAGUUAAAGUUGAAGAUUUUAAGAUUUCUCCUCCAUCAAGACAAUUAAUGAAGGAAGAUAUGGAAGCUUUAAUUCAUCAUUUCUUAUUAUUCAGUAAAGGUUAUGCCGUACCUCAGGGGGAAACUUAUACUGCUAUUGAAGCUCCAAAGGGUGAAAUGGCCGUUUAUGUUGUUUCUGAUGGUACUGAAAGACCUUAUAGAUGUAAGAUUAGAGCUCCAGGUUUUGCUCAUUUAGGUGCAUUUGAUCAUAUUUCUAGAGGUAAUUUAUUAGCUGAUGCUGUUGCUAUUAUUGGUACUAUGGAUUUGGUCUUUGGUGAAGUUGAUCGUUAG
This is a messenger RNA of Hemisphaericaspora subhashii, 1437 nucleotides long. It is a transcript of the gene NUC2, whose product is annotated as Nuc2p. Bases 1 to 1437 code for a protein of 478 amino acids. The transcript has a single exon. NCBI's taxonomy places the organism in Eukaryota, Fungi, Ascomycota, Pichiomycetes, Serinales, Debaryomycetaceae. The record is from RefSeq and is a predicted model, not a curated record. Gene Ontology annotation, molecular function: NADH dehydrogenase (ubiquinone) activity; quinone binding; NAD binding. Gene Ontology annotation, biological process: mitochondrial electron transport, NADH to ubiquinone.